This is a messenger RNA of Oncorhynchus gorbuscha (pink salmon), 1957 nucleotides long. It is a transcript of the gene serinc5, whose product is annotated as serine incorporator 5. Gene Ontology annotation, cellular component: membrane. Lineage: Eukaryota; Metazoa; Chordata; Actinopteri; Salmoniformes; Salmonidae. The transcript is spliced from 12 exons. The record is from RefSeq and is a predicted model, not a curated record. Bases 153 to 1532 code for a protein of 459 amino acids.
AAAACAGUGGGAGGAGAGAACGAGAGACACGGGGAAGACUGGGUCACACGUACUGUCCCCACGGUCUUUUAAAGUAAAUCUCUACAAGAGAACGUCCGGAACUGGAAAAGUGGGCUACAUUCUGAAAGGGUAUUUUUGACCACCGUAACAAGAUGUGUACCCCGCGCUGUAUAGGGCAGCUGGCGUGCUGCUGUGGCUCGGCAGGCUGCUCCUGUUGUUGUGGCUGCUGUCCUAAAAUCAAGCAGUCCACAUCGACACGCUUCAUGUACGCCCUCUACUUCCUCCUCGUCACCAUCAUCUGUGUCGUCAUGAUGUCACCCACCGUGGAACAGGAGAUGAGGGACCACAUCCCAUUCUACAGUGACCUGUGUGAGAAGCUGAAUGCUGGUGAGAACUGCUCUACCUUGGUGGGUUACUCUGCUGUGUACAAGGUCUGCUUCGGGAUGGCCUGCUUCUUCUUCUUCUUCUGUAUCUUCACCCUACGAGUCAACUCUGCUACGGGCUGCCGCGCCGCCAUACACAAUGGGUUUUGGUUCCCGAAGUUCAUAGUGUUGUUGGCCUGCUGUGUUGGAGGAUUCUUCCUGCCAGAGCAGGACACCUUUCUGGAAGUGUGGAGGUAUGUGGGAGCUGUAGGUGGGUUUUUCUUCCUGCUGAUCCAGCUCAUGCUGCUGGUGGACUUUGCUCACAGAUGGAACACUAACUGGAGUUCAGGUGUGAAGGACAACCGUCUGUGGUAUGGGGCGCUGGCUCUGGCCACCUUGGUGUUGUUCAGUGUCGCCGUAGGAGCUGUGGUGUUCAUGGCUCUGUUUUACACACACUCUCAGGCCUGUCUGCUCAACAAGGUGUUCCUGGGGGUCAACGGCAGCCUCUGUUUCAUAGUCACUAUGCUGGCUAUAUCUCCCUUCAUACAGAGACUCCAGCCUAAGUCUGGCCUGCUCCAGCCAGGAGUGAUCAGUGUGUACGUCAUGUACCUCACCUUCUCAGCCUUCUCCAGCAAGCCCAAAGAGAUGUUGGAGGUUAAUGGGGUGAAUACGACAGUGUGUGUGUUCCCUUUCAACUCUGGUUCAGAGAGCGACAAGAGGAUCGUAACAGGAGUGGGAACUGUCAUCCUGUUCGGCUGUGUGCUCUACUCCUGUUUGACGUCCACCACCAGACGGAGCUCUGCAGCGAUGCGUGUGAUUAGGAACAGCGUGCCUGAGACUGAAAGAGCGCGCUGCUGUUUCUGCUUUGGAGAUGACACAGAUGACUAUGAUGAGGAGCAGACUGGAGGAGGACAAAAUGUUUUAUAUGAUGAGAGACAGAGAACCAUCUACAGCUACACCUACUUCCACUUUGUCUUCUUCCUGGGUUCACUCUACGUCAUGAUGACUGUCACAAACUGGUUCCACUAUGACAACCAUAAGAUAGAGAAGCUGCUGGAUGGCAGUUGGUCUGUGUUCUGGAUCAAGAUGGCGUCCUGCUGGGUCUGUCUCAUCCUCUACAUGUGGACCCUGCUCGCCCCCAUGGUCUGCCCCAAACGCUUCGAGGCCUAACACACACACAUGCAGACACCGAAACACAGCCCAACAUUAUUUUCAGCUUUCUACAUGGGUCUUUUGUGUUGCGUUUUUAAUGUUUUAUAUUGACUUUUUGACCAGUUAUGAAUACUUUAAGCUAUUGUUGCCGGGAAGGCAUUUGAUGUCUUUCAUUUGUACUAUUAUUGAUGUAUGGGGUUACAUUCAGGUUGGACUCAUAGCUUGACUCUUGGGGGUGCCUAAAACAAUGGGCUGGACCAAUGUUCAUACAAUAAUGUAUGUGGCUCCCCAUGGUCCUAGAGGUGCCCAGAUUCUGUUAUGGGAGUGUCCAGCACCAAUAUCAUUUCAACCCUGUUUACAUGUUUGCUUAUAUGUGUGAUUCCCAUACUUGUCUCUGUUAUUCUUUUAUUCCCAUGAAGAGAAGUUUCAUUUCUCAGGCUCAU